UCGACUAGCAAGGCACCAGAAAUAACAAUACCUGAUGAAGUUGGCGAUGAAAGUGAAUGACGAUGAUGGGGACGAGUCUGAGGUAAUGGAAUGGGAAGGCGCCGUCAUUUCCAUGCCCUGGAUCUCCAAACACAUUGAUCUAUCACGAGCAAAUGUGCAAUGGCCUGGUGGACUGCCCGGAUGCUACCGACGAGAUAGGAUGUACAUGCCGGAACCGAAUGGAUCCCAGUAAAAUCUGUGAUGGGGUUUUUGAUUGUCCUUCUCUUGACGAUGAAACGGGAUGUCGAGGUUGCAAUGCAAGUCAGUUUAACUGCGACAUCACCAGGCAAAGACCUCUGUGCAUCCCACUGAGACAACGGUGUGACGGCUUGGAGCAAUGUCCCGACGGAAUGGAUGAAAUUGGUUGCAGCGUUCUAUCGCCUAGUGAACACUCGCUCGAGGUUUCUGUAGCAAAGUACAGUUCUGGAUAUGUGAUGCAUAAUUUCAAGAAUAAUUGGUAUCCACUGUGUGGUUCAUCCGGCAACGUGACCAGCUUAGUCUCCGGCAUCUGUCAGUUGACUGUUGGCGACGGUCUUGGAAGUUUCAAAAUAUCCAAAAGAGAAGCGAAUUUUACGGCCUACAACGGCCAAUACGCCAUGACGUUUGAUUCUGCAAGAAGAGUCAAACUUGUCAAAAACUGCUCGUAUCUCUUUUUUGUUGAGUGUCCAUCACCUCGUUGUGGUAGGAAGGCUCCGACUCAGGCAGAAAUCGGCCAUAAAAUGACAGCGAAAUCCAGCAUUGCAACGAUAACCACAACUACGACAAAAAUGCCUUUUGGAAUCAGUUCUUUUAGCAAUUCAUCGAAGACGUCUGGACGAAGUUUGCAGCAAGCGGUUGAAGCUCCCAGAUAUUUGACAGAUCAAUCCCCUGGUCUUGGGCGCCGUCUUCGAAGAGCGGACUCCCACUGUCAAUCGCCCGGGUGUAGUCGUCUCACUGGUCGUUUUUCGAAUUCAAAAGUCCAACGACGUAAGAGACGAGGCACAUUGAACAGAGUGGUUGGCGGCCGCGAAAGCAAUAUGGGAGCUUGGCCUUGGGCGGUGGCUAUCAUUCGUGACGGUAUCUUCAAAUGCGGUGGAACUUUGCUAGACAGCAAUUGGAUUUUGUCAGCAGCCCAUUGUUUUCACGCGUUGGAGAAAUCUCAUUUUGAAAUUCAAUUGGGCAUGCUACGGCGGUCUUCUUAUUCCCCCUUGGAGCAAACUCGAGCCAUUCUUUUCAUCUAUGUUCACCCAAAUUACGAUCCGCGUACCCUGGAAAACGACAUUGCAUUAUUGCGGGUACAAAAGCCUCUUCAACUCAAUCAGUGGACUGCUCCCGCAUGUCUGCCAAGUUUGGGAUAUGUUCCACGCAAUGACACACUUUGUACCGUCGUCGGAUGGGGGAACGUACAGGAAAACGGGCCAGAAUCGGAUUCGCUUCUUGAGGUUGCAGUUCCUAUUAAGCCUUGCAGCGCUGACCUGGCUGCCCGUAAGAACAAAAUCCUGUGUGCAGGAUAUCCGGAAGGAAAAAAGGAUUCGUGUCAGGGAGAUUCAGGCGGACCUUUUAUUUGCCCGGAUCCGAACAUUCGUGACAGUUGGCUAUUGGUUGGAAUAGUCAGUUUUGGUUUAGGAUGUGCCCGCCCCGGACAACUGGGUGCUUAUACUAAUGUUGCCUACUACCUGAAAUGGAUUGACGAAGUCAUGGGUGAAAAGACUGUACAAUCAAAGAGGAUUCCUAGACAGAGUUGCAGCGGGUUGAUAUGUCCGCGCGGAACGGGAGCCUGUUUAACCCCAGAUUUAAUCUGUGACGAAAUCGUAGAUUGUCUGAAUGCAGAGGAUGAACUGAGUUGCACAACAAAACUCCUCUCUACAAGUCACAAGCCAAUUGUUACGACAGUUUCUCCAAAUUUAAACACCACGCCACUGCCACGUCCAACUGUCUGCUCGGUUGAUCAAUUCACGUGCUCCAAAGUGUUCCAGUGCGUUGAGCUUUCUCAGAAGUGCAACAGGAUCAUUGACUGCACCGAUGGAACAGAUGAAUCUUCCUGUUCUUGCGCCGAUUAUUUGAAGGGCACUGGAAAUUCAGAAUUACUCUGUGACAACCAUAUCGACUGUUCAGAUUUUUCGGAUGAAGCCGGAUGUUGGACCUGUCCAUCGGGUGAGUAUUACUCACUCGCUUCCUCACAGUGCAUUCCGUACACGGACAUGUGUGAUAAUCGUGUACAGCAUGAACAAGGCGACGAUGAAUCUCAAUGCUUGACCCUGAUUCCGCAAUCCUUCUCUGUUGCACUCGAUCGAACUGGAAGACCCAGACGUGAGCAAUCGGGUUUACUAGCCAUGAACAAACUGGGGGUCUGGAAUCUAAUUUGCGUUCCAGAUUGGUCGUCUUCGGUCAGCGACGAAAUCUGCAGCUUCAUUGGAUAUGGGCCUGGGCUUUCAUACAAUUUACUUGCUGGUUCGAAGCUGCUUCCAUUAAAACCAUUGGAACCACCGCAAGGAUUCCUGUGGAAUUCUUCAAAACCCCCGCAAUUGCCAUCAGCUCUACCUAAACGUGAUCUUGGUUUAUCCAGUGAAGAUUACAAUUUUACAGCACUGCAUUUCAUUGCCAAACGACAGUCCGUAAUUUCUACAACGAGCGACUGCAAAUUCGUUAAUUUAACAUGCAGUAACCAACUGUGCGGAAUCCGACCGAAUCUCGGCGAAUGGGACACCUUGCCCAAAACUGAAGGCCGUUUCCCUUGGCAUGCUACCCUUUUUCUCGAAGGCCAAUAUCUUUGCGGUGCCACCUUAGUAGCCCCUCAAUGGCUACUAGUAUCUUCAGUCUGUUUCCGCAACAUUAACUUGACGAAAGACUACGUAACUGCCUUGUUAGGUAGCAGGAGGCUGAUACCGUUUACUUCACCGACGGAACAAAUUCAACGUGUUGCCAAUGGCGUGAAAAUUUCUACAACCAGCAAGAUGAUUCUUCUGUUCCUUGAGCGGCCCGUCAAGUUGACUGAACAUGUGAAUCACGUUUGUUUGGCUUCAUCGGAAGCUGUGCGUAACCUUAUCAAGAACCAAUGCGUGGCAGUCGGAAUGAAUGGAACGCUACUUGCUAGUUCGGCUAGUUUUUCGCAAAUAAAACUGAAUGUCGGUCGUACACUUUUGGCUAAUUGGACCAACAAUGAAACUAUCUCUUGCCCUUCGGACAAGUGGUCUGGUAGCGUAGUUUGCCCCGAUGACUUUACCUGGUAUGCCGUUGCCGUCUUUGAGCGUGAUUGCUCUAAAAGCGAACCGUACGUCAACACACUCGAAGGGAUUUGGCGACAUUUUGAUGCCAUUAGGGAAACUAUAACGUGCAACCAGACAAAUUUAAAAGCUAUCCAGAGGAAAAAACGACAGCUUCAAAUUUCUUGUACAAUGCCAAUUAUACCAGCACCCAGGUGUGACUCUUGGCGUUGUCCGUUGGGUGCUUGCCUGGGUAAGAAUGAAAUAUGUGACGGCAUCCCUAACUGUCGUGAUCGCAGUGAUGAAACAGAAGCUUGUCAUCCUUCUGAAAAUAAUGAUUUGACGCCAUCCGUUAACUCACCAAAAUGUGACGAAAACGAGUACAAAUGCCUUGAUGGUAAAUGUGUCCCGGGCGACGUACUUUGCGAUGGUGUCGUCGAUUGCGUUGCUGGAGAAGAUGAAAAAGCGCCCUUCAGUGAUCUAGAGUGCCCAACUGAUGAUUUCUUUCGUUGCUUGAGCCCAGGACAAAAUCGAAGUCAAGAAACGAUCCCCAUGUCAGCUGUCUGCGAUGGUAUUGGUAACUGUUCCAACGGCAUGGACGAGUCGAAGUGCGUGUCAAUUAGUGCUGAAUUCCCGAUCAUAGUUGACACAAAUGGGAAUCCGCUGAAACUUUCGCCGUCUGGAUUUCUUGUUGUUCGUAUAAACGGUGUUUGGAGUCUUUACUGCGCAAACGCAUGGGUGGAGCAACUGACCAUUGCUACUUGUAAUGUUUUUGAUUUUGGCAAACGUGCCAAAACAGCCUCGUUUGAGGCUGUCGAUUCAUCGACCUUUUCACCGAUCAGUAAGGCCAGCCAACAAUGCUCACAUGCCGUUUUUCUUAAUUGCGCCUAAUCUAAAUACCUUGUUACCUAAAAAACGUCCAAAAUGUUCUUGUUUUGUUUUAACCUGCGCGAUUUUUAAGUUUGAAGCUUUUUGUUUUUCAUCACCCUUCAUAUCCAGCAUCUGCUCACCAUCCAAGUUUUACGGCACUGUUAUCAUGGCUUAACUACAAUAUACAAAUUGAACUUUA
Messenger RNA from Daphnia magna, 4290 nucleotides. Its product is annotated as serine protease nudel. Gene Ontology annotation, biological process: proteolysis. Gene Ontology annotation, molecular function: protein binding; serine-type endopeptidase activity. Gene Ontology annotation, cellular component: membrane. Lineage: Eukaryota; Metazoa; Arthropoda; Branchiopoda; Diplostraca; Daphniidae. The record is from RefSeq and is a predicted model, not a curated record.